Messenger RNA from Vespa velutina, 4878 nucleotides. It is a transcript of the gene Usp20-33, whose product is annotated as ubiquitin carboxyl-terminal hydrolase 20. NCBI's taxonomy places the organism in Eukaryota, Metazoa, Arthropoda, Insecta, Hymenoptera, Vespidae. Bases 221 to 2974 code for a protein of 917 amino acids. The record is from RefSeq and is a predicted model, not a curated record. Gene Ontology annotation, biological process: protein deubiquitination. Gene Ontology annotation, molecular function: cysteine-type deubiquitinase activity; zinc ion binding. The transcript is spliced from 4 exons.
GAGAAUUUGGAUCUCAUGCCUUCAAUGAUAAUCAUUUUUAUGGUGAAUCCUCGAUCAUAUUCGAGUGAGACGUGUUUGGAGCAGGUUAGAAAACGAUUGGAACGUCAACAUGAGCAGAACAUAGCCUAAAUUUUCUAUAAAUGUUAGAAGAUAAGUUAUAUGUGUCAUUCAGUGCCCUUUAAUCGAUUCAAGCUGGAGAAGGGAAAUCUAUAAAUUCAAAAUGCCAGUCGUAGCAAGGAAUUGUCCUCAUAUCGCUAACCAUGGCGAUCUUUCCUAUAUCGAAAGUGUAGUUUCUCAAAAAGACAGAUAUAAUAAUAAGUGCAAUGAUUGUAAUUGUAAUGGACCGAAUCUUUGGUUAUGUCUUUUCCCUGAAUGUCGUUGGGUUGCUUGUGCAGAAACACAUUUAAAUCAUAGUACCGUUCAUAAUCAAAUGUUUCCUGCUCAUUGUGCUCAUAUAAAUCUUACUACGAAUCGUAUAUGGUGUUAUGCUUGUAAAAAAGAAGUUCUUUCAAGAUACAUACCAUCACCACCAUUGUCACCUAAUCAAAUAGAUAUCAAAACAAUGGGAAAUAAAUUUUCUGGAGAUGCACCUAAUAAUAUUGAUAAUAAAAUGGAUGGUUUGGAUAGGCUUAUGCUGGACAAAUUCUAUGGGGAAUGGUUUGUAAAUAAAGUAAAUAAUGAUAGAGGAUUAUUUAAUGAGAAAUCUGGCGACUCUCCAGAUAGCACAGAUUCAGACGAAAGUAAAGAUUUUUCUGGUAAACCAAGGGGCUUAGUUGGUCUUCAAAAUAUAGGUAAUACUUGUUACAUGAAUGCAGCACUUCAAGCACUAUCCAAUGUGCCACCUUUGACACAGUUUUUUUUGGACUGUGGUCAUUUGGUACAUUAUAUGUCCAAAGAUAAGAAGCCUGCAUUGAGUUUAUGUUAUUUAAAUCUUAUCCGAGAUAUGUGGAAUAGGAAAACGCGCGGAUACGUUGUGCCACAUGGCAUUUUAUCUGGUAUUAGAACUGUUCAUCCUAUGUUUAGAGGAUAUCAUCAGCAUGAUACACAAGAAUUUUUAAGAUGUUUUAUGGACCAAUUGCAUGAAGAAUUAAAGGAACACAUAGAAGAUGACAAAGAUAUGUUGCUAAGAUUGAAAGGCCUCGGUGAACAUUCAUCCGACGAUGAUGAAACUGAAGUAGAUGGAAAUGGUUCAAGUCAGUCAGAUGGUGAAUAUGAAACAUGUGAUUCAGGAGUAAGCGAGCAGAGUUCUUUAAGUGAUGAAGGAGAACGUGGUACAAAGAGACGUUAUUCUCGUGUUUCUCAAUCAGAAAAAUUAAGAAAUAAAUUUACUAAUAGAAGUAUUAAAAAAUCUACCGUUGAGCAAUCUUUUCCUCAGCAACAAAGGUCUGCACCAAACUCGCCUGCCAAACAUCGUACCAAAAAACAAAUGAAAACAAGAAGUAUCAUAAGUGAUAUUUUUGAUGGUAAGCUUUUAAGCAGUGUACAGUGUCUAACAUGUGACAGGAUUUCUACAAGAGUAGAAACAUUUCAAGAUUUAUCAUUACCUAUUCCAAGUAGAGAUCAUAUUGACAUGUUACAUCAGGGAUCUCUUACACCUCAAAAAGCAGGGCCAUGUUCUGAUGUUGUUUAUGUAACAAAUCAGAAUGGUUGGCUUUCAUGGUUUUUACAAUGGAUGCGUUCUUGGUUUUGGGGUCCAGUUGUUAGCCUUCAUGACUGUCUCUCUGCAUUUUUCAGUGCUGACGAGCUAAAAGGAGAUAAUAUGUAUAGUUGUGAGAAGUGCAACAAACUUCGUAAUGGAAUUAAAUUUUCUAAAGUACUAGAGCUCCCAGAAAUACUUUGUGUUCAUUUAAAAAGAUUUCGUCAUGAACUAAUGUUUAGUUCUAAAAUAGCAAAUUAUGUCUCUUUUCCAUUAGAAGGAUUAGAUAUGAGGCCAUACUUGCAUAAGGAAUGCGUGUCUAAAGUUACUACAUAUGACUUGAUAUCUGUUAUUUGUCAUCAUGGUACAGCUGGUGGUGGUCAUUAUACAUGUUAUGCAUUGAAUUCUAUUGUUAAUAAAUGGUUUGAAUUUGAUGAUCAAUGUGUUACGGAGGUUCCACCAGAAACUGUUAAACAUUGCGAAGCUUAUGUGCUAUUUUAUAAAAAGUGGUCUCCAGAGAUGAUGCAACUACGUGAUAGAACAAUGGAAUUAAUGGAAAUUUCAUCUCGUGAACCAUCCGAACUAAAUUUCUUUGUAUCACGACAAUGGAUAAAUCGUUUUAAUACAUUUUCUGAACCAGGGCCUAUAGAUAAUUCUGAUUUCCUUUGCCCUCAUGGUGGUGAAAAUCCUAUGACAGCUCAAAUAAGUGAUAAACUUUGUAUGCCGAUACCACAAGCUGUUUGGGAAUAUCUUUAUAAUACAUUUGGUGGUGGACCAGCAUGUACGCAACUUUAUGAAUGUCCAAGUUGUGAAGAAAAGUAUGAAUCUUUGCAAAAAAGAAGACAGUAUGAGAUGGAAAUAUUUCAACGAUUAAAUCAUAAUACAGAAAAUCAUGGUGCUAUUUAUGGUUUGGCAAUGGCCUGGUUGCGACAAUGGCAAGGUUUUGUUAGAGGUAAAGAAACUCAACCACCUGGACCAAUUGAUAACAAUUCAAUUGUCGUAAAUAAAAAUGGACAAAACAUACUUAAAGUUGGAUCAGAUUGUGGACAAAUACCAGAAGAACUAUGGCACUUUUUCUUAAAUACAUAUGGCGGAGGUCCAGAAUUAAUGUUACAUUCAUGCCAACGACCAAUACCUCCACAACCUAAUACUUCAUUACAUUCCACUUCAAGUCCAAAUCUUACAGAUCAGAGUCUUAAAUCUGGUCGUACAGAAAUGAAAUCUAAUAAAGUUUGUGUAGCUAGAAGUUCAGAAACACUUUCACAACAAGAUAGUGCUAUUGAAAGUAUAACGUCUGAUAGUGAUUCUCACCAAACACAAAGAGAUGUUAAUGAGUAAAUAAGAUAUCGUAUUUAAUAAACAUUUUACAGUACAUUUAACUACAAAUAAUUUCCAUUGAGCAUUCAAAGUACAGCAGAUAAAUGUGUAAUAAAAUGGUUAAAUUUUGCCUUUGUCUUAGAUGUCACUGUGUUAUAAAUACAUUAUUAGACACUUUAACAGGAGUAUUUAAUAUAAAUAAGGAUUUAAGUGCACAUUAUUGCUUGUAUAAUACAAUGAUGAUGCAAAAUGUUAUUUAAAUCAAUUAUUGACGAUUUACAAUCUAUAUAGUCUUAUUAACGUUUAUCUGUACAUUUAAUUUCUUGCUAGUAUGUAUAUAUAUAUAUAUACAUAUAUAUAUAUAUAUACACAUACACACAUAUAUAUAAUUGAUCGUAGACUCUUGAAUAUUUUAUGCUUAAUGGGUAAUAUUGCUAGUACAAGGUUUGGUUUCUAAGAUAUUGUAUUAUUUUUUUUAAGGGUAUUUUUUAAGCGUAUUUUUUAAGCAUAUUUUUUUUUUCAAAUUGGUGGCUAUAAUCAGUCUCUUAAGAGUCUUGUAUUUCAAAUUAUUUGUACAUUUAUUACAUUUGUGUGUCAUUCCUGCAUGUACAAAAUAAUGUUAUAAAAUUCUCAAAAAUUAUGUAAAUACACACAUGUUAUGGUAUGUUAUUAUGCAUUUUCUUAGAAAAGGUAAAAGACUGACAAUGAAAUCAGCUAUAGUUACGUUUUCGUUGAAUAUCAUGUGUCAAAUGAUAUUAUUAUAUAAAUAUUUAGUUGAACGAUUUAACAUCAUAAUGUGAAAAAAAAAAACAGAAAAGAAAUUCAUAAUAGAAAACCGAAAUUUCCAACUUUUAAUUUUUAUUAAACAAUUGAUGUAUACAUUUGCAUAAUACACUUAAAAGGAUGUUUUACGUUAUAAUCGCACAAGUGUUACCAAAAAAUAGUGAUGCUAAUACGUAAUAUUAGUUUUUGUACAAUAUUAUAAAUGUUUUAUCACUUUAUCUUUAUAAUUACACGGCUUUCUUUUUGGUAGUUGAAAUAAUUAAAAAAAAAAAAAAAAAUCCACCAUUGAAAAUUAAUUAAGAUAAUAAAUGUAAGGAUAAUAACUACCAAAAAGUCACUGUGAAAAAUUUAAGAUAAGUAAUAAAAACAAAUUUUUUUUCUCUUCUUCUUCUUUUUUAUUUAUUAUAAAUAUAAAUAUAUAUAAAUAAAUAAAUAUAUAUAUAUAUAUAUUUUUAAUAUAUCAUCUUUAAAAAUUCAUAAACAGCUUACAAUUUGAAAAAAAAUUCAUGAUUAUCUAGUAGAAAAAACUUUCUUACCAUUUAAGAGUAGAAAUCUAUGGGGUAGAAAAAAUAAUAGCUUCGUAAGAACAAUCAUAUUAUUUCGUAUUUUUGUGAAUAUCAUAAAUAAACAUUAUCUUAAUUGUACACACACACACACGCAUGCAUAUAUAUAUAUAUAUAUAUAUAUAUAUAUAUAUAUAUGUACAUAUAUAGAUAUGUGUAUAUAUAUAUAUAUAUAUAUAUAUAUAUAUAUCUACAUAUAUAUAUAUUUGUGUGUGUAUGUUCGAUGUGAUUAUACAACACCUUUAGUGUUUGUACGCAAUAAUAUAUUAUAUACCUGCAUAUAUAUAAAAAAUGUCAUUUAUUAUUGGACAAGAAAGAAAAAGAAAAAGAAAAAGAAAAAGAAAAAGAAAAAGAAAAUAUUUUCAAUAACAAUCAAUUGCUUGAUGUGCAAUAAAAAAAUUAAAAAAACAAAACACGCCUCUCAAACAAAUUGCAUAUGUAGAUAAAAAGUAAAAAAAAAAAAAAAAAAGAAACAUCUUAAUUGUCGUCAUCGGUACUCUUGCUAUUAUUGUUAUAAAAAAAAAAAUAUUUUUACUAUUUCAUCAAACUUUAAAAUAGACAUACAUAUGUACACAUAUA